Molecule: messenger RNA, 852 nt
Organism: Gossypium raimondii (Peruvian cotton)
Lineage: Eukaryota; Viridiplantae; Streptophyta; Magnoliopsida; Malvales; Malvaceae
Exons: 2
Coding region: 159-656 (165 amino acids)
Source: RefSeq, a predicted model, not a curated record
AUCUGGUAGUUAUUGGCAUUUACUAGGGUUUGUACUUUGUCAUUUCCCAACGGCCAUUCCCCCUUGAGCCCCAAAAGAUCAGAGUUGUUCCCUUUUUUAUUCUUCUUUUAACUUUCACAAAUAUAAGCUGCAAAAAGAUUGAACUUUUUUCAGUAACAAUGUCAAACAAAUCACCAAUCUUUCCAAUGCCUGAGCCUCACCACUUCAGUGAUUAUGGCUUCGACCCCCAAUUCCACUAUUUCCAGGUUUUGGAACAAGCAAGGAAACACAAGAAAGGGACGCGAGACUCCAUUGAUUCAUUACAGUUCAAGCUCGAAAAACCCAUCUCUAAAGACGACCCAAAGUCCAAAACGAAGAAAUACUGGUGGAGAAAUGCUCUCUUGUUCUUCAACUGGAAAAAAUGGUCUCCAAAUAGCAAUAACCAGCAUGAUGAUCGAGCAAAGGCUAAAGCUUUAAGGGCAUCGAAUUCAGGACCAAUUUACAUGAUUGAGACCAGCAAUAAUGGUUCAACCACUCCUUAUCGAACCAGUAGCCGACCAUCUUCAGGCCCUUUGACUGGAAUUUCGACUCCUUAUAUUAGUCUUAGGGAACUUAACAUGGAGCAACAACAACAUAGGUUUUCUACUUCUUCUUUACCCAUAUAUUUGGUCACUUAACCCAUCAUUUUUUUUUUGGGUUAAGCUAGUUUUUUUUUCUUUUUCUUUUAAGCUCUGUUUAUCAUCUUCUUGGGUUGCACACACUGACAGAAGUGUUUGAUAAGUUUGUUUUAAAAGCUUUUAAUGGAUGACAUGAUUUGGUCCUCCAUUUUUGGUUCAUUUCUGCAAAACUAAUAAACUCUUCAACUUUUUUUUU